Messenger RNA from Zasmidium cellare ATCC 36951, 1476 nucleotides. RefSeq lists its product as uncharacterized. The record is from RefSeq and is a predicted model, not a curated record. The coding region runs from base 1 to 1476 and encodes 491 amino acids. The transcript has 3 exons. NCBI's taxonomy places the organism in Eukaryota, Fungi, Ascomycota, Dothideomycetes, Mycosphaerellales, Mycosphaerellaceae.
AUGCCGAGUGCUCAAUAUCUCAACUCCAAUCUCCGGCAUAUCGACUGGCUCCCCGGAAGUACCAUGGCAGCUCCCUUCGGCUUCUCUGUAGGCGACCUGAUCGCUGCAUGUCGUGUCCUGCAUACAGGGAUGAAAGCUGUGGUCCACACGCACCAAGCAGAAGCCGAGUAUCAAUCGACCAUCGCCGACCUCGAGUUUUUUCAGCUUGUCAUUCAAAAUUUCACGACUUUGCAGAACACUCACAGCGACGAUGAAGACUCAAGACACUACGCUGAACAUUGCUGUCGCCCAAUCUCGAAGUUCCUGGAGAAGAUACGAAAGUAUGAGAAGGCUUUGGUGCCGCAGACAGGACGAGCAAGGUCGCCGAAGACACUGCUUUUCAAGGCACCCAGACAACUCAAGUGGGCGCUAUAUGUGAAAGAGAAUGCUGAAAAGGUUAGAAAAGAAGUCGAGCCGCGGUUUUGUGCUCUCAUCUUGCGUCUUACCCUGCCGGCAAGGCGGGAUGUUGUCCAAACAAAGGAGACUUUACAGGUCAUCUCAAAAUCGGUCAACAAGCUUGAAGUCACCAGCGACAUGGUGUUCUCAAUAGUAGAGGAGAUCAUGGUCCACACGGAGCCACACUCAACAAAGAUCGUGGCUCGAAGGAGGCAAGAUGCCGACCUUCAAGUUGAAUCCGUUCCCCGAUUUCGCAUCACGAUCGGGUCUGUCGAGAUCACGAAGCCUGAGACUCUCGAGCUCCUGAUCGUGAUCCUGAUCUUGGUCUACUCGCCCUCGCUACCAGGCACCCACAGGCUCAUCUGGCAGAUUAUAGUCUCCGCCCUCCUCGCCAAGCGUUGCCUCCCAAGACCACCAACCACGCUGUUGGACACCAACAUUCACCUCACCGACGCGCUUGGCCGAUUACUCAACAUCGCUUUCGACGACUGUCCCGAGCGUAUGAACGUCCGGAGUCAGAACUUUGGAUUUCUACUCCUCGACAAGGGGCAGCGGCGAAUUCUUGACUUCAUGACGUGGACGAAGGAGAUCUAUCCCGGAGCAAAGGUAGCCAUGGUGAUGCUCGUGCUCGGCAUCGGCCGGGAGAUCGGCGAGUGUCCACGAUGCGGUACAACGUCUCACAAAACGGAUAGGUUUGGAUGGUCGACCUGUCGAGACUGCGCUCUAGUCCACCGACUAGACAACCGCGAAUUCAUGACCGCUGAGGAACAGUUGGCAUUGACCGACGAGCUCGACCACGGUGAGGAAGGGUAUCUAGACGACAUCGAGUGGAACGUCGACGGUAACGCAGACCACAGAGAAGGAGAUAAAGAUGUUGCAGCUUUCAAAAUCGUGCAGUGGUUUACGGAGCCGUGUGAUCGAUGCUCAGCCAUCUUCAUCUCCAUCCCUAAAUUGAUCGAACACUUGCACCAUGUCCACGGCGAUCAACGAUACGAGGUUGGAACCACUCAGAACCUCGAUCAUGUCCGAAGCGAGAAGUAG